UCGCAGUGAUUACCAGCGGUUACAGGUGGCCAUGUUGAGUUGAGUCAACAACACAGAGCCUUGUGGGCAGGUGCGUUACCUGUGGCUCCCUCAGGAAGCUCCUCUGCCGCCUCCGCGACACGGACACACUGAGCCAGAGGAAGGAGAUCAUGGAAUAGUUUCUUCUUCUCUCUCUCUCUCUCUCUCUCGUCACUGCCUCAUUGAGCAGUGAGCUUCGUGUGUGUGUGUGUGUGAGGGAGCUUCGAGGCUGCUCUCAGGCCAGCGCUUGUUUGUGCAGACGGGCCGACGGACGGAAGUGCUUCCUGUAAUAAAGAGGUGCGUCUUAUUUCCAUUCCAGCGACUGACUGAGUGGGACUGAGUGACUGCGCACGGCUUUCAGCGCCGGGGAGCUGGGGGCGCAUUGACGCAUUGUGGAGUCGACAGGCGAGGGGGGGUGCUGGUAGCACUGCAACCCCGGCUUCGACACACACACACGCACGCGCACGCACGCACGCACACGGAGGCAUCUAUCUGGCGGAACCGCGAUGGCCGUGGUGCAGCUCGACAGGGAGGACCACCAGCCGGAGAACGGCUUCGUGUCCCCCGAAACCACGUCGCCGGGGCUGCUGACGCGCAUCGACGGCUCCGUGCUGCCGUUUCUCGGGGGAUUUGGGAAAUACCAGAAACAGCUGAUCGUGCUGACAUGGAUCCCGGCGCUGUUCAUUGGAUUCAGCCAGUUCUCGGACAAUUUCCUCCUGGCACAGCCGAACACCACAUGCGUGCAGCCGCUGGUGAACCUGACUCGCAGUAACCUGAGCGCGCCGGGUCACUCCUCGCUGCUGGACGGUCCCAAAAACGGCAGCGGCGGCGCGCGGUCAGCUCGCAUGUAUGCCAAUGGAAGUUACGGCGGCAACAGUGACAACACCACCAUGCAGUGUCAGUGCAGCGAGUGGGUGUUCGAGCUGCGCACGGGACUCGUGCAUAACGUGGUGACCAAGUGGAGUCUGGUGUGUGACUCAGCAUGGAAAGUCCAUAUUGCAAAGUUCUCUCUGUUGGUGGGAUCCAUCUUUGGAUACCUGGUGUUUGGAGUCCUGGCUGACUGGUUUGGCCGUCACCCAGUGCUGAUCAUAUCGGUGCUGUUCAUGCUGGUGUUCGGUCUGACUGUGGCCUUCUCCGUCAACGUUCCCAUGUACAGCACCUUGCGGUUCUUUGAGGGCUUCUGUCUGGCAGGAAUCAUGCUCUCUCUCUACGUCCUCAGGAUCGAGCUGUGCCUGCCAGCGUGGCGUUUCUCCAUGACCAUGGUGGCCAAUUUCGUGGUGUUGGGAGGUCAGCUGCUGAUGCCCGGGAUGGCGUACCUCUGCCGCGACUGGCAGGUACUUCAAGCUAUUAUCAUCUGCCCCCUGCUGCUGAUGCUGUCCUACAUCUGGAUCUUCCCUGAGUCACUGCGUUGGUUGCUGGCCACGCAGCAGUACUGCCGCUCCAAGUGGAUCAUGGGACACAUAGCCAAGAAAAACCGCGUGAACAUGGAGCUUGACGCAGACAACAUCCUCACAGAACUGCAGAGAGCUCUUCAAAAGAAGCCCAAAAAGACGUGCAUUGUGAAGAUGGUCGGAACAAGAAACCUGUGGAAGAACAUCGUUGUGCUCUGCGUCAACUCGCUCACAGGCUACGGGAUCCACCACUGCUUCGCUCGCAGCAUGAGGGAACAUGAAGAUCAGGAGACCAGCAGGACCACCAUGUUCCAUAACUUCUAUGCAGACUAUUACACCAUGGCGGGCAUCGCGGUGGCGUCCUGCAUGGCGCUGUGCCCGGCCGUGGGUCUGAUGGGCCGGCGGGGGGGCCUUCUCAUGUUCAUGAUCAUCACUGCCCUGGCUUCCCUGCUGCAGCUGGGCCUGCUCAACUUGGUGGGGAAGUACAGCGGCCACCUGAACAUCGACAGCUCAGGUUCGCUGAAUAAGAACUUCUCCAUCGCCUUCUCCAUCAUCGGCAUGUUCUCCUCCCACGCAGUCAGCAACCUGAGCAUCUUCUUCUGUGCCGAGAUCACCCCCACUGUGAUCAGGGGCGGUGGUGUGGGCCUGGUCCUCGCCAGCGCUGGCUUCGGCAUGCUGACUGCACCCAUCAUGGAGCUCCACAACCAGAAGGGCUAUUUCCUCCACCACAUCAUCUUCGCCUGCUGCACCCUCAUCUGCAUCAUCUGCAUUCUCCUGCUGCCAGAGACCCGCUUCCAGCCCCUCCCCGAGACCCUGGCCGACGGCGAGAGCUACACUCGACAACCUCUCCUCCCCCCGAGGAAGCCUGGAGAACAGCGCCUCUUGCUGGCACAGUCCGAGAGCAGCAGGGACUACACCAGGGUGCACGACACGCCGCUCCACGAGGCAGCUGCCACCGCAGUGUCCACCAUGGACUCCACCGCGUCCUCGGCUGUCGAUUUGACGGCUCAGUCGGUCGGAGACAUGUCGGCCCCCACGUUCAUGGAGGUUCACCCAGUCAAGCCUGAGGUCAAAGACCCCAAUGGCCACUCGAGGUCCUCUUUAUCCACCACCCCCGUCACAGCACUGGGGAAAGACAACAUCAUACUGGCCAGCAAAGAGCACCUGCUGUCUUCCACUCCUUUACACAAAGCACCGUGCGCCACAGACCCGCUUUUAGUCGACGCUGAAGAACCUCCAGCAAUAGUUUCUGCUGUUGAGCUCUCGUCGGAUUCUGUCCUCCUCGAGAUGAACGACACUGGUCCCUCUCCGACUAAAGAGUCAGCUGCUCCACCGACCCCUUCAUCCAACUCUACCCCUCCUCCCGUCCCACAAACUGCGCCCGCCUCCUUAAUGAUCUGCACCACACCCGUCAUCGAGCCCCCACCCAGCUCCAUGCUGGAAUCCCCAAACCCCCCGAUUAAUGACAUUGACAACAUCCCCGUGACACUUGAGCCCACUUUGCCGGAGGACGCUGAUGCCACUGUAGCCCCCGCUGCUCGUCCCUGUGACUCCCCUACUCCAGCUCUGCCUGACAGCCUCCCUCCAUCCCCGGCUCCCUCCCCGGCUCCCUCCCCCGUUCCUGUGACAGACUGCACCGUUUCCCCUGACCCUCCACCCUCCGUUAUCACGCACUCUGACAUUCCCAUCCAGUUAAAUUUAGAAGAUGAAUCUACAUCUCCUCCUCCAACUAGAGACUCCCCCUCACCUUCCCCCGUUAUAGACUCCCAACCGCCACAGUCAGACUCUACCUCUCCCUGUAUUAAGGAUUUAUCUCCUCGGCCCCCUACUCCCCCUAUAGUCCACAUUUCCCCUCCACCCUCUCCACCUCCACCCACCGACUCAGACAAUUUGCCCUCAGAGGGAACGUCCACUCCCCCCGUCAUAGAUACUGUCAAGACCGCCGCACCGUCUGCCGCCAUCCUCCCCGUCACAGACAUUGUGCCCACUUCCACUCCGGAAUCCCCUGCUGUGACUGCCACAGACAUUGUGCCAGAUUCACCUGCUCCCCUCCUCUUAGAUUCACUGACGACUUCCAUCACAGAUUCAGGCUCCACAGAAGCGACCCCUCCCUCCCUGCUGGACUGCACCGUCUCCUCCCCCAUAGACUCUGGUGUCGCCAUCCCCGUCAGGGACAGCGCCAGCACAGAAAAUAACGCUGUCAACGGCGUGGCGUCGUCCUGAUCCAGCUUCGCGGCCAGGAAAACAAAGCUUUAUGGUUGCGUCGGGAGGCAGCCCCCUCCCCCCCACCACCCUGACGUCACACGAUUACCGGAGGGGAGGGGAGAGCGGCAAGAAGUGUCCUGCUCCAGACUUCGGGCGUUUAACGAAGACUGUCUCCGCCUGGAGUUGAGCAGACAUGUCUUACUCAGUUGUUGUAUGUUUUCUCAAUGACCCCCGACCCCCGACCCCCUCACCCCGUUGCCCACCUUCCAGCAAUUAGUCAAUAAACGACACCACCAAGAGAGAGAGUGCCAGAGGCUGGUUUGUGACAAUGUGACAGGAUCUUCUGCUCUUUCUUUCUUUUUGAAUGUCACUGGAAAUCACCAGCCUAUAAACUACUUUGAUGUAAAAUGAAUGGGAAAUUACAGUCUGUCGCUUUAAAGAGACUUAACAACUACAAUCACUGAGAAGUGUCGUCAGGACAGUUGAGAAAUGCAACGAUGCUAACAAAAAAAUACAAAAUAAAAAAAAGCAAAACUAAAAAAAAAUCUAAUCACUGGUACUUUUGCUCAAAUAAAAUGUCUGUCUAACGUAUUUUUUAAGGAAAAAAAUAUCGCCUUACCUGUGUGGACAAGAAAAUCUGAAUGUUACAGUACUUUUUUGCUGUUCUAGAGAAAAACAAUCCAAAUUGGAGUGAUUUUUUUUUUCUAAAUACAAUGCCAAAAUUGCCAAAAUGACCAAAAUUAAAUGUAGACAUAGUGCCAAAACAGUAGUAUUGCCGCAGUAUUUUGAGAAAUACAGGUUAGCGGUCCCCUGCCAUCGACUGUACGUGGAUUAAAGCGAAUCAGAUGAACCCAAAUGUCAGAAAAUACGAUUAAUUCUGAUAUUAGUUUUAAAAAAAAAACAUCAUGUGAGGAAUUAGAACCGAGAGAUAAGAUUAAAGCUAAGCUGCAUUCGUCAACACGUGGUUCACAUUGUAUGACGUUAGCUUGGGGGGGAAAAAAAUGACCCGUGUUUUGUCGGUCUGAAGAAAACUUAUUUUUCCAAUUGUUUCAGUCAAUGAAAUUUAUGGUAUGCAAAUGGUUUUAUUUGUAAAUGUGAUAAUUGUAAGUAAAUGCAUAAUUAGUUGCUGAGAUUGAUUGAGUUUUUUUGUUUUGUUUUUUUUACAAUUUCAAGUAUUAUUUUUGAACUAUCUCCCAUGGCGUGCUCUUAUCGUACAAGGCUGUACUUCUUCAUUCUAACAGUAUUUGUGGCACCUCGGUGUGGUGGCACCUCAAUAUCUGCAGUGGGGACGAAGCAUGAAAAUACUCGUGAACAAACAAACUAAAGCAAACCGUAAAAGAAAAAAACACACAAACACAACAGCUCAGUUUGAAACGAAACCCACGGAUGACAAAAAUGACCCAUGUGAUUUGGUGACUUGUCGCUACGUCACUAACCUUCAGCGUGUUUUCCAAAUCAUGUUCUGGCAUUAACAUGCGUCCCUGUGUUCAUACAUUCACAUGCAAGUUUACCUGAGCAAUGCAAUAUUUCAUACUCUUUGGGGGAAACCAGGUGAAAUCCUUAUUUACAGAUAAAACUUUUCAUGAUCUUAAAUCAACAGACUCCAUGUUCGUAUGUGGACGGCUUUAUAUUUUUACUUUACUACACUACGUGUGUAACAUGACAGGUGCGGUUACACACUUCAUACACUGCAGGUUGUAAUAAGAUGUGCGAUCACGCAUAGACCACUGUUUACAACAAUCCUCAUCAUAAUAAUGAUAAUAAUAAUAAUACACUGUACUGUAAAACCUUUUAGAGCCAACUCAAUGAUGUCGUGUCAUUUCAAAUGUGAUCAACCUCUCACAGUGAAUCAUGUAUCCGGAGAGUAUGAGUGAUUUAUUAGGGAGUCAUUCAGGAGUCAAGGACGACACUUUAACAGAAGAUCUGUUAUUGUCAGCUCAUUGCACACUUAUCAAAACAAAAACAGAACAUACAGGAACUUGGCUGAAGUCAGAUGUUCCCUUACAAAGGCUACGUAUGGGUUUGGUAUGUGACUGACUGGGCAAACCUGUCUUUGGUUGUUCUUUAAAUCUUUAAAUAGAUCAUCAACUUCCAUUCUAUGUGUCUAACGUACAUGCUACGCCUCAAAGCACAAAAACCCUGCAAUCAUGUGAUGUCAGAUUAGGUGGCGCUCGGCAUCUUAAAAAGGGAAAAAUGGAGCUGGAUUUUGAAUCAGUUGUUUAAAUAUGAUUUUUUUUUUUUUUUGCGGCACAACCACUUGUAAUCUACUUUGUGGGGUUGAACCUGGAUUUAUUAAGAAACUCUUGCAGCAGAGAGCGGGUCAGAACAUUACUUCCAAGUUCUCGUUGUCUGUGAGUGUUGUCCUCUCUGUCUCGGUGUGCGUAUUGCAGAUAAUGAACUGUGUAUCUCCCAAACACCCUCGUGCACCACCAAGUGUAAAGACAUGACACAGCACAACACAAUUAUCGGUCCUCUCUGAGGUCGGUUGCUUCCACGUUCACACGGCUCCCCUGCAGCUCUUCCACAGUGUCGAUGGGAGUUGUUCCAUCAGUCUUAGUAAGCAUUUGGUUUGACUUGAUGUUUUUUAAAAUGAAGGUAAAAAUCAGUGAAAGCAAUCCAAAGCAGCACCAGCGAUAGGGUGGACUGGCAGCAAUCACUGGUGGGAAAGUGUGAAAAAACCCGAAAAAUAAUGUCUUUGUAAAUAGUGAAUGUGUGGAAACGGCCAGGUUUGAUAGCAUGAAAGCUCCUGGAUCAUGGAUGGACUGAUGAAUUGUUUUGAACUUGGUGAAUCAAAGUGUCAGAGACAUGAAGUCCCCAGUGUACACAUUUCAGGUUUUGCUUCUCUCAACCUUGCGACUCCAAAUCUCUUGAUGGGAGAUUUGAAUGAAUGUAAAAAAAUUAAACACACACAAAAAAAAAAAACAUGGAUUGUACCAUUUAUAAUUUCCAAUUGUUUGGUUUCAUUUUGUGUUUUGUUUUAACAGACAUGAUGCACUUGUAUAUAAGCCAUACCGGUUGUUAAAAUAAACCACUAUUUAUUGAUCAACUGAA
Hippoglossus stenolepis (Pacific halibut) is the source of this 6665-nucleotide messenger RNA. RefSeq names its product solute carrier family 22 member 23. Gene Ontology annotation, molecular function: transmembrane transporter activity. The record is from RefSeq and is a predicted model, not a curated record. Gene Ontology annotation, biological process: transmembrane transport. The transcript is spliced from 10 exons. Gene Ontology annotation, cellular component: membrane. Lineage: Eukaryota; Metazoa; Chordata; Actinopteri; Pleuronectiformes; Pleuronectidae. The coding region runs from base 525 to 3632 and encodes 1035 amino acids.